Mesoplodon densirostris (Blainville's beaked whale) is the source of this 1948-nucleotide messenger RNA. RefSeq names its product Rab geranylgeranyltransferase subunit alpha (gene RABGGTA). Gene Ontology annotation, biological process: protein geranylgeranylation. The record is from RefSeq and is a predicted model, not a curated record. Gene Ontology annotation, cellular component: Rab-protein geranylgeranyltransferase complex; cytoplasm. Gene Ontology annotation, molecular function: zinc ion binding; Rab geranylgeranyltransferase activity. Lineage: Eukaryota; Metazoa; Chordata; Mammalia; Artiodactyla; Ziphiidae. Bases 126 to 1880 code for a protein of 584 amino acids. The transcript has 17 exons.
UAGCUAGCGCUAGCGCUCGGGCUCGGUGGUGGGCGCCGCAGCUCCGCGUCCCGGACGCCUCCUCCCAGCACAGGUUUCACGGGCACCACUUGACCCCUCCCCUGCCCUGAAUCUGAGCCAGCACCAUGCACGGGCGCCUGAAAGUGAAGACAUCGGAAGAACAAGCGGAAGCCAAAAGGCUAGAGCGGGAACAGAAGCUGAAGCUAUACCAGUCAGCCACCCAGACUGUCUUCCAGAAGCGCCAGGCUGGAGAGCUGGAUGAAUCAGUGCUGGAACUGACAAGCCAGAUUCUGGGAGCCAACCCUGAUUUUGCCACCCUCUGGAAUUGUCGCCGAGAGGUGCUCCAGCAGCUGGAGGUCCAGAAGUCCCCCGAGGAGUUGGCCGCUCUGGUGAAGGCAGAACUGGGCUUCCUGGAGAGCUGUCUGAGGGUGAACCCCAAGUCUUACGGUACCUGGCACCACCGCUGCUGGCUGCUGGGCCGCCUACCAGAGCCCAACUGGGCCCGGGAGCUGGAGUUGUGUGCCCGCUUCCUCGAGGUUGAUGAGCGGAACUGUAUGUGCCUGCAGAUUCUGUCCCUACAGCCCUCACCUGCCCCACAUUCUGUUCACUGCUGGGACUACCGGCGGUUUGUGGCUGCACAGGCAGCUGUGCCCCCUGCAGAGGAGCUAGCCUUCACUGACAGCCUCAUCACCCGAAACUUCUCCAACUAUUCCUCCUGGCAUUACCGCUCCUGCCUCUUGCCCCAGCUGCAUCCCCAGCCAGACUCUGGCCCCCAGGGGCGCCUCCCUGAGGAUGUGCUGCUCAAAGAGCUGGAGUUGGUGCAGAAUGCCUUCUUCACUGACCCCAAUGAUCAGAGUGCCUGGUUCUACCAUCGUUGGCUCCUGGGACGAGCGGAUCCCCAGGAUGCCCUGCACUGCCUGCACGUGAGCCAGGAUGAGGCCUGUCUGACUGUCUCCUUCUCUCGGCCCCUCCUAGUGGGCUCCAGGACGGAGACCUUGCUACUCAUGGUGGACGAGUCACCCCUGGCCGUGACGUGGAGAACCCCAGAUGGCAGGAACCGGCCUAGCCACGUCUGGCUCUGUGACCUGCCCGCCACCUCUCUCAAUGACCAGUUGCCCCAACAUACAUUUCGUGUCAUUUGGACAGCAGGCGGUGCCCAGAAGGAGUGUGUGCUCUUAAAAGGCCGCCAAGAGGGCUGGUGCCGGGACUCCGCCACGGAUGAACAGCUCUUCAGGUGUGAGCUGUCAGUGGAGAAGUCCACGGUGCUACAGUCCGAGCUUGAAUCCUGUAAGGAGCUGCAGGAGCUGGAGCCUGAGAAUAAAUGGUGCCUGCUCACCAUCAUCUUGCUGAUGCGGGCGCUGGACCCCCUGCAGUAUGAGAAGGAGACGCUGCAGUACUUCCAGACCCUCAAGGCCGUGGACCCUAUGCGGGCAGCGUACCUGGACGACCUGCGAAGCAAGUUCCUGCUGGAGAACAGCGUGCUCAAGAUGGAGUACGCGGAGGUGCGCGUGCUGCACCUCGGUCACAAGGAUCUGACGGUGCUCUGCCAUCUGGAGCAGCUGCUCUUGAUCACUCACCUGGACCUGUCGCACAAUCGUCUCCGAGCCCUGCCCCCUGCCCUGGCUGCCCUGCGCUGCCUCGAGGUGCUGCAGGCCAAUGACAACACUAUCGAGUCCCUGGACGGUGUCACUAACCUGCCCCGGCUGCAGGAGCUCUUUCUGUGCAACAACCGCCUCCAGCAGCCUGCAGUGCUCCAGCCUCUUGCCUCCUGCCCCAGGCUGGUCCUCCUCAACCUGCAGGGCAACCCCCUGUGCCAAGCAGUGGGCAUCUCGGAGCAUCUGGCCGAGCUGCUGCCUUCCGUUCGCAGCAGCCUCACCUAAGAGACUCUGCCCCCGCCCCCUGCCCUUUAACUUAUUGGAACUGAAUAAACAAUGAAGAGGCCCCCAAA